UUCUAAAUAAAUGAAUCGCAUUAUCAUUAAUCUUAUCAUUACGAAACGCGUCAUACAUACAACCACACAAAAAUCUUCUCCACCCCUCUCAAUUGCCAGCACGUUACGAUAUUUCCCUAAACACUCGCUCCCACCAUAAUAAUCAUUCAUCUCCAUUUAUAUUCUUUUUCUUCUCUCUUUUCUCAUUCUCUUCAUUUUUUUUUUAUAUUCUUAAAAAUUAUUAUGCAUCAUGAACAAUCACUCUCUUUCUCCUGAGAAUCAAUAAUUAUCAUUUAACCUCACAUGACUAACCAAAUUCUCAUCCGUCCCCAGCCAUCGCAGCGCCGUAAACGGCGAGGCGCCGGAGAGGUGGCAGGUGGCGCGGCAGCGGAAUGCACUGCUGUCUGUUGCUGUUGUCCCUGCGCGAUUCUCGACCUCGUCGUAUUAGCCGUUUACAGAGUACCGGCUGGACUUUUCCGGAAGGCAUUGAAUCGAAGACGGCGUCAUAUAAAGAAGAACGGCGUUAGCGUUAAGAAAAACGGCGUUAGCGUUAACAAAAACGACGUCGUUUUGUUGCAGCCGCAGAGAUCAAGCAGUGGCGCCGGGAACGAUUUUAGGAUUGAUUCGAUUUCGUUGCAAGAGCGGUUAGAGAAGGAUCGGUCCGCAGAUGAGAAAUCCGAGGAGGUUACGCUAGAGAAGGAGAUGUGGGCCCGGUUCGCGGGAACCGGGUUCUGGAGAAGUGAUUCUCAACGUCUACCGUGAUUGAACCGUUUGAAACGGUGAACCGGUGACGUUUGUAGAGAGUGAAUGAAUUCGGCUGAAGAUGCGUUUCGAGCCAAAUGGAAUGAGACAACGUGUUGAUGGUUGCGGAUAUUUCUAGAGUUUGUUUGGGUUUGAAAAAAAAAUCAUUAUUAGUAAUAAAAGUUUUUGAAAAAAAAAUGUAUAUAUUUUAUAAAUAUCAGUAUUGUUAGUAAAAAGCAAAAUAUGUAUUAGGAUUUCUAUGCAUUAGGAUUUCGUUGCGGUCUGUGUUCUUUGAUACUAGUAUGUGUCAAAGCUCUGUGUAAUAUUUCACUACUUACUGAAUGGAUUCUCUAAUGCUGGUA
This is a messenger RNA of Lathyrus oleraceus (garden pea), 1082 nucleotides long. RefSeq lists its product as uncharacterized. The coding region runs from base 283 to 741 and encodes 152 amino acids. The transcript has a single exon. Lineage: Eukaryota; Viridiplantae; Streptophyta; Magnoliopsida; Fabales; Fabaceae. The record is from RefSeq and is a predicted model, not a curated record.